This is a messenger RNA of Eucalyptus grandis, 1061 nucleotides long. RefSeq names its product cucumber peeling cupredoxin. Gene Ontology annotation, molecular function: electron transfer activity. NCBI's taxonomy places the organism in Eukaryota, Viridiplantae, Streptophyta, Magnoliopsida, Myrtales, Myrtaceae. The record is from RefSeq and is a predicted model, not a curated record. The transcript has 2 exons. The coding region runs from base 169 to 930 and encodes 253 amino acids. Gene Ontology annotation, cellular component: plasma membrane.
AUAAAUUGAGACCCUAGCCCGGAUGACCCUCUCACUUCUCUCUCCCUCCUCUCAUUUUCUGUGGAGUUCAAAGAAAGCUCUAAAGCACUUCGUAGAGGGGAGAGAGAACAGGGGCGACCUGACCAAUUUAGAACACACAAGGAAGAGACAGAGAAAGGGAGGAAAAAAAUGGUGAGCAAAAUGAACAUGCUUGUGUUGAUGGUGUUCCUAGGAGCUGCAAUCCGGGGUUGCAGCGCUCAGACAUCGCAUGCGGUCGGCGAUUCGCUCGGGUGGACCAUUCCGCCCGGCGGAUCGAUAGCCUACUCGACUUGGGCCAGCAACAAGACCUUCGUCGUGGGCGACACUCUGGUCUUCACUUUCACGACCGGAGCACAUGAUGUGGCCGAGGUAACUAAGGCAGCAUACGACGGCUGCAACUCCACGAGCCCCAUCUCGUUCCAGACCACAGGGCCGGCGAGCAUCCGCCUCAACCAUUCCGGCGAGCACUUCUACAUCUGCACGUUCAACGGUCACUGCGGCCUCGGCCAGAAGCUCGCCAUCAACGUCACCGCCAGCUCUGCCGCAACCCCAUCACCGUCUCCUGCCCCCACACCAUCGUCACCGUCCCCAGCCCCCACCCCAUCGUCAACGUCCCCAGCCCCCACCCCAUCGUCAACGUCCCCAGCCCCCACCCCCACCUCUCCCGCCGCCACCCCAUCGUCACCGCCCCCAGCCCCCACCCCCACCUCUCCCGCCGCCAACCCAUCAUCACCGCCCUCAGCCUCCACCCCUCCCUCUACAAGUCCUCCUUCACCUCCCACCACCACCCCGCCUUCUCCGACAGGCUCCCCACCCUCCUCCGCCGCCAGGGAGCUCGGCCACCUCUUUGAGCGUCGCUGGCUUGUUUUCGGGGAUUUUGUCGAUCGCCGUAGUGUUGUUGUACUAGAUUAACUCAGCGAUCUUUUUCCUACCCUUUUUACAGGGCUCUUAUGAUUCGUUAUUGUGAGUUGCUUUUCUGGAAUCGAGACACGUUCUUGUUGAUCGUCAUUGAUUUUAUACGAUAAAAUCCAUUUUUCCGUGAA